UUUUGGUGCGCUGUUUUUUUGCUGACUAUGUCUGGACGCGGGAAGCAGGGCGGCAAGGCUCGCGCCAAAGCCAAGACGCGCUCGUCGCGGGCGGGCCUGCAGUUCCCGGUGGGCCGCGUGCACCGCCUGCUCCGCAAGGGCAACUAUGCGGAGCGGGUCGGGGCCGGCGCGCCGGUGUACCUGGCGGCGGUGCUCGAGUACCUGACGGCCGAGAUCCUGGAGCUGGCGGGCAACGCGGCGCGCGACAACAAGAAGACGCGCAUCAUCCCGCGCCACCUGCAGCUGGCCAUCCGCAACGACGAGGAGCUCAACAAGCUGCUGGGCCGCGUCACCAUCGCGCAGGGCGGCGUGCUGCCCAACAUCCAGGCCGUGCUGCUGCCCAAGAAGACCGAGAGCCACCACAAGGCCAAGGGCAAGUGAAUCUACUUGCAUAGUGGUGUGUCUAGUUAACACCUUUCUCAUCUAAAGGCUCUUUUCAGAGCCGUCUAUAUUUUCACAAAAAUGCUUGUAACCAAAUCUAAGUCCUGCUUUUCUGUUCUGUAAGCCUUGAGUGGUUACAA
Lutra lutra (Eurasian river otter) is the source of this 560-nucleotide messenger RNA. Its product is annotated as histone H2A type 1-E. NCBI's taxonomy places the organism in Eukaryota, Metazoa, Chordata, Mammalia, Carnivora, Mustelidae. The transcript has a single exon. The record is from RefSeq and is a predicted model, not a curated record. Gene Ontology annotation, molecular function: structural constituent of chromatin; DNA binding; protein heterodimerization activity. Gene Ontology annotation, cellular component: nucleosome. The coding region runs from base 28 to 420 and encodes 130 amino acids.